CUCAGCCCUCCACGGCAGCAACGCAUCACCCCUCCAUGCCCCCCCCGCGCAUCACUGGCCGCCCUCUGCAGCACAGUCAUUGUAUUGAUCCGUCAGCCCAUUGUCUGUGUUGGGGCAUGGUGGACAAUGUCGCCAAUCUCUGUCCAAACCAUGAUCCAACACUGCUAUUGUGACCCUUCUUUUUCCCACUUAACCAGACAAGAUGGUGUUCCUGAGUGAUGAGCUGAGGAGGAGGAGGAGUGAGGGGUGGUCUGUUCUGCCUGGCACUGAGAACGUAAAGAGAUUAUGGAUCUGUUUCAGCGCGUGCUGAUGAAGGCUUGGCAGAAAGUGCACGAGCUACGUAAAUAACAUCAUCACUUCUCCACUCCCUUUGAGUUCCACUUUGCGGAGUUCCUGCUUCUGUGCUUCUGCUGAUUUUCUGCUUCCAGUUUGAUACUUUGCUAUCUGUGUUUCACCCCUGAGACCGGCUUCAGCAAAUGAAACAUAAUACUGGACCAGUGGACGUAGCUCCUUUAAACUGGAUUAUUGUUUGAUGGAUGACAUCUCUUCUACAGCAUGAAACAACAACAACACCAAAUGACUGUGGGACCAUCCAAAGUGUCUACUGUAAUGCUCUGACAAAAAGUGUCAGAUGGGAUGCAGAUGGAAGGACAGCAACACAAGACACUUAUCUAGCACAUGAUGUCAGGCUGGUUUCGUGCUGAUUGAGCUGUGCCUUGCCAUGCCUGAGAUGCAGACCUUCUAUCACGCCGUGCACGGGUCCUCGGGCCUCUACCUGGACCCCACCUUUGCGCGGCGACGUGUUCUGGAAGACCAAGUGGAGCUGUGGUGGUUCAGAGAGCCACGACGCUCCUUGCUGUGCUACUGUGCCUCCGUUGCGCUCAUCAUGGGGCUGGGCCUCGGCGGUGUGGGCCUCCUCUCCACCACAACCAGCCUGUCGGGGGAAUGGCGUCUGGGAGUGGGCACCACCCUCUGCCUCUUGGCCCUCGCUGUUCUACUCAAGCAGCUCCUCAGCUCUGCCAUCCAGGACAUGAACUGCGUGCACAGCCGGCGUCGGAUCGACCAGCUGAAGAGCGGUGGCAGGGCUGACCCAGCUCUGAUUUUGGCGGUGGGGAUCGCAGUGACGCUGUGCGGGACUGCCCUGCUCUGCCUGGCAACGAUCGGCCGCCGGGGCCACGACAGAGGGGACAUGCUGGUGUCUGGUCUGGUGCUGAUGGCUGCGGGCGCAGGCAUGUCCUUAGCUGUAGUGGGCUACAGUGCUCUAGUGUACCUCAAAAGAAGAAGGGAGCAGAGGAGGAGGAGAAGGAUGAGAACGAGCAGAGCGAGGAUGCUGGGGAGUCGAGGGGUCCGUGUGUUCAGCGUCUCAGGUGGACAGAUGGGACCCAGAGAGGCGUCCUCCAGCAGGACCAGUCUAAUCUGAACCCACUCUCAGUGAAGUCUGCGAGGGGGAAGAAUGCAUGAAAUGUGUAACAACAAAAGAGAGGAAUCUGGGCCCAGUAUUGUCAGCAACUCAUCUUUUUUGUCUCUAAAUAUUAUCAAAAUUACACAUUUUGACAGUUUGUGGCAGAACGAUGAUUUGAUAGAUUCACAUUUCUCUUGGUUUACUGUCUGAAUGGAUGUAAUGUGUCUUAUAAAUAAAGACUU
This is a messenger RNA of Mugil cephalus (flathead mullet), 1644 nucleotides long. It is a transcript of the gene tmem125b, whose product is annotated as transmembrane protein 125b. NCBI's taxonomy places the organism in Eukaryota, Metazoa, Chordata, Actinopteri, Mugiliformes, Mugilidae. The record is from RefSeq and is a predicted model, not a curated record. The transcript is spliced from 2 exons. The coding region runs from base 722 to 1420 and encodes 232 amino acids.